AUGGCAAGCAAGCACAAAAAUUAAGAAUAAAAACAAAGGGGCAUUUAUGCAUUAACUGAAAUAUCCAUAAGUGAUUCAGACUACACAGAUGACGAUCCUAACAACAUAAAUCUACUUAAAAAUCUUUAGGAUGAUAGCUUGACUAUUGCCACAGAUUAUGAAAGAUAUAGAAAUGAUUAGCAAGAGGUCUACAAGUAUUUCAAUCGAAUCAUGUAUAAAAUCAGGAGAAGAAAGACAGCAUUUGAAAAUCUCUAAAAUCAACUAGUGGUAAAUAAUAUUUUUAAGACUUAAGUCUAUGUAUUUUAGGACUUGUAUAGAAAGGCUAAAGAAAGAGACAUGACUUAAGAACUUUCUGAUGCAAUAAAUAAUCAUAAAGAAAUGAAACUAAAAGCUCGAGUCACAAGGUUUGAUGUUGAAAACUAUACAGCAGUGCUUCAAAGACAAAAGGGAGAUGUAGCAUUAAUGAAGGAGAAAUGCGAAGAAUAUGAUCAAAUAUUCAAACAGUAUGAUGACACAAUGAGGAAAUACGAAAUAAUUAAUGAAGUUACCCAGAAAGAGAUGAUGGAUAUUUAAAAUAGACUAGAAUAAUCCAAGAAAAUUUUAGCAAAGAGAUUAAUUGACAAUCAAAAGAAACUUGAGGCUAGACAAUUCUAGUUUUCUAGGAUUGAAAAAUCAAUUAUGGAGUAAGAUGAAAUCAAGAAACAAGUCCAUAAAGAUACGUUGAAGUUCGAAAGGGAUCUGUUCAUAAAAAAAGAGCAUGAUAUUAUCCAAAAACGGCAAGAAGAGGUAUUGAAUCAUAUUAAUGAUUUUGUGAAUAAUGAUAUGUCCAAAAUAGAAAAAAGGUAUCACUACCUAUUUGAGAAACUAGGAACUAAAAAUAUUGAUGAACUAAAAGAUAAAAUUAUUAACUAAGUAAUACCCUUUGACAUUCAUAAGCAAAGUCUUGAAAAUGAAAUGAGAGACAAGUUAUAGAAUAUUGGUGUUCUUCAAGGUUAAAAAUGGUCAUUAUUAGAGGAAUUAGAAAUAGCUAAGUAAGAAUACGAAAAAGAUUAUAAGGAAUAAGAGCGUUUUCAGCUCAUAAAGAUCAAAGAAACAGAACACACUCUUAUUGAGAACUAAAAAUAGCAAGAAUUUUUCAAAGAAAAAAUUGAAAUAAACAGUAAAUUGUAAGAGAGAAGCUCUCAAAAGCAAGUUUAGUGGAUAAAAGUAGGUCAUGAGGUAGUUGGGAUCAAAUUUGAAGAAACUUAUCAUAAAUUAGUAGAAAAGCAGAGAUGA
This is a messenger RNA of Stylonychia lemnae, 1275 nucleotides long. The record is from the annotation of a GenBank genome assembly. NCBI's taxonomy places the organism in Eukaryota, Ciliophora, Spirotrichea, Sporadotrichida, Oxytrichidae.